Molecule: messenger RNA, 664 nt
Organism: Saccostrea echinata
Lineage: Eukaryota; Metazoa; Mollusca; Bivalvia; Ostreida; Ostreidae
Product: multiple epidermal growth factor-like domains protein 10
Exons: 5
Coding region: 1-498 (165 amino acids)
Source: RefSeq, a predicted model, not a curated record
AUGUGUUGCCUGAAUGGCUUCUUUAAGUGCAGACCUGGAUUCAGGGGCUAUAAUUGCAGUUUGAUUUGUCCUGAAAACUAUUAUGGUCGUCGAUGUCAGAGGAAAUGCCAGUGUCACAACUCUGAGUACUGUCACCACGUAUGUGGAUGUGUGUCAAAUCUGUUGGAAAGUUUUGGUAACGCAACGAUGGUCCAUAAUGUCACCGAAAAUGAAAUUGAUACGAGUGUCACUAACCAGACCCUUUUCACAGAACAAUGUUUAUCUUCAGCAGAAAAAACCACCAAAAUAGUGGUCACCACCGCUGGAAACGAUAUUGAAGAUUCCACCACUAAGUACGAUGAAGAGUAUGAAAUCCUGAGAACUGUAUUCCUUGUGGUGCUGCCUUUUGUGAUAUUUGUCUGCUUACUACUCUGUUUUGGAAUAAUUUACAGAAAAUGUAAUUCCAAAAAGAAACAAGAAAUGAAAGGAUUGACAAUCAUGGUGAUAGAUGGACUUUAAAGUACAUAAAACAAAGGAAUCAAAGAAAUCAACCAUGGCAUGGGAUAAGUAUUUUAGAUCAGUAACUGAAAAAUGCCAUUGUGUCAUAAUUUCUGUGUUGAAUUAAUCUGAAUUAAGAAUAAAAAUCACAAUUUAAACAUUGUACUCAUAUAAGCGUAAUGACAUA